UGGGGCGGUCCUGAGGCCGGGAGCUCCCUGGCUUGCAGCGGCCGGUCACCGCUGUCCGCCCUGCCACGCAGCUGCAAAGGCUUGGUCCCGCCGGAACGCCGCAGGAAGAGAGGCGACGCCCCCUGGAUCUCCGCAGGAACCCCGGCCCGCCUCCCAGUCCGCCGGGCCCCAGAAGUGAUGAAAGCUGCGGCCGAGCCCCGGUCGCGCCGAAGCCGUUGCCCUUUUAAGGGGGAGCCUUGAAACGGCGCCCGGGUUCCAUGUUUGCAUCCGCCUCGCGGGGAGGAAACUCCAUGUUGUAACAAAGUUUCCUCCGCGCCCCCUCCCUCCCCCCCCCCCCGAGAACCUGGCUCCCCUCCCCUCCGAAGCUCGCGGGGAUCCCUCCCUCCCACCCUCCCCUCCCCCCCGCGCCCCGAUUCCGGCCCGAGCCGGGGGGGAGGCCGGGCGCCGGGGCCAGAGUCCGGCCGGAGUGGAGCGCGCCGGGCCCCAUGGACAGCUCGGCCGUCAUUACUCAGAUCAGCAAGGAGGAGGCGCGGGGCCCGCUGCGGGGCAAAGGUGACCAGAAGUCAGCAGCUUCCCAGAAGCCCCGGAGUCGGGGCAUCCUCCACUCACUCUUCUGCUGUGUCUGCCGAGAUGAUGGGGAGGCCCGGCCUGCCCACAGUGGGGCUCCCCUGCUGGUGGAGGAAAAUGGCACCAUCGCUAAGCAGACCCCAGUCCAGUACCUGCUUCCCGAGGCCAAGGCCCAGGACUCGGACAAGAUCUGCGUGGUCAUCGACCUGGAUGAGACCCUGGUGCACAGCUCCUUCAAGCCAGUGAACAAUGCUGACUUCAUCAUACCCGUGGAGAUUGAUGGGGUGGUUCACCAGGUCUACGUGCUGAAGCGGCCCCAUGUGGAUGAGUUCCUACAGCGAAUGGGCGAACUCUUUGAGUGUGUGCUUUUCACUGCCAGCCUUGCCAAGUAUGCAGACCCUGUAGCUGACCUGUUGGACAAGUGGGGAGCCUUCCGUGCCCGGCUGUUUCGAGAAUCAUGUGUCUUCCAUCGGGGGAACUAUGUGAAGGACCUGAGCAGGCUGGGCCGUGACCUGCGGCGGGUGCUCAUCUUGGACAACUCACCCGCCUCCUAUGUCUUCCAUCCAGAUAAUGCUGUACCAGUGGCCUCCUGGUUUGACAAUAUGAACGACACUGAGCUCCAUGAUCUUUUACCCUUCUUUGAGCAACUCAGCCGCGUGGACGACGUCUACUCAGUGCUCAGGCAGCCUAGGCCCGGGAGCUAGUGAGGCGUCUUGGGGCCAGGACCUGCCCCUCACCAAGGCCCAAACCUCAUCCCAUCAGACUGUGGGAGCCUGCCUAUGCUGUUAACAAAACGCAUGGGCUCUGCAAUAUCCAUGGCCCUGGGGAAGAGGGUGUCUCCCCUGCCAGGCUGCAUGGAGGACAAUGAGCCCUUGGGCCCCUCCCCCCUGUCUCAGUGCCUUCAGACUUCUUAUCCCCUUCUCAGGGGACCUGGGGGGCCCUGUCUGUCGCUCCCCCCCUUCUGUCUUCCCUUCUCCAUGCUGCCAUGUUUCUCUGCUGCCAAAUUGGGUCUCAUAGCCCCAGUUCUGCUUUGGGGGUAGGGCAAGGUUUUUGCUGCCCUGUGCCUUGGGUUCACCUCCCCCACACCCCCACCCGGCAUCCUGGGAACAGUGGACACCAAGUGCCUUGCAUAGAACCCUCUUUGCCGGUCGGUCAGCUUUUCCCAGAUCUAGGCUGACCUGGGAGGAACCAGUCUCUCCCCUUACUGUCCUCCUUCCUGGGAUGAUGGUGCCCACCAGUUUCUGCAUGGGAGGGAGAGGGAGAAAGUCUAUUACCAGUUGGGGACCUUCCUUAGGGAACACUCCCAGUUCAGCUUGUCCAAGGCUGACGGCUGCUCCCUUAUCAUUUAAGCCCCCAAUCUCACCUGGGGGUUGGCAGGACUCCCCUGUGGUGCCAUAUAAAUAUGUAUAUGUGUAUAUAGAUUUUUAAGGGAAGGAGGAAAGGGUGGGAAGAGACACCCCUCCCUCACCCCUUCCCUGGGCCCAGAAAUUGGGGGAGGGAGGGAAAAGAUUUUUACAUUUUUAAAACUAUUUUCUGAAUGGAACAAGCUGGGCUGUGAGGGGUCACAGGCCUCAUCUUCUGUCUGUCCCAACCCUUUUACUGUAUUCAUCCAAAACAUUUAUUGAGUAUCUUCUCUGCCCAGCAGGGAGCUAGUCCCACCACCUGAGUGGGAGGGGGGUUCUCUGCUUCAUCUCUGGUGCCUCACUCCUGAACCCCAAACUUCACUGGUGCCUUCAGACUAUCUGCAGGAGUGGACCCUUCUUGUGAGGUUCGGGAGGUCUUCAUGAAAGCUUACUAAGCUGUUCCCCUCUCCAGUGCCAACUCACACCCCCUCGUCCCGUCCGUCCCUGCCCCCACCCCCAGCCUCCUCCAUAGCCCCCUGCUGGCUGGGGGCAGCUCCCAGGUCACUCUGCCAACUGACUUGUUUCUAAAGCCCCUCCCCACACCUGCUGAGUCUGGUGUUCAAGUCCCUUGGGCUCUCUUUCCAGAAUAUGAGGGUUAAGUGGACCCACAAAUAAGUGCCAAGGGAGUUGGUGAAGGGAGAGGAUAUGGUUGGCCUGAAUCGGAUGACCUUCCCAGUUAAGUGCCUUCUCUGUGACCAGCACCAUCGUGUGAUAACUAAAGAGAAAGCUAGACCCCUUCCUGUUCGGCCUCUGUGGUUUUUGGGGAGGGGACUUGAAGUGCGUGAACGUCUCACCACGCCUGUGACUACUUUUCAGAACCUUGCUGGGCAGGAGGAAGUUGGCCCGGAGGGACUGCCUGGGCACUGGACGUCAGGUCGAUCUGAGUUCGGUCGCCAGAACCCACGUGAUGGGAAGAGAACGCCAGCUCCCGCAAGUUGUCCUCUGACCUCACACGUACCAUGGCACGAGCUCGCCCCCACACCUACACGCACUCUAAAUAAAUAAAAGAACACAC
Onychomys torridus (southern grasshopper mouse) is the source of this 2985-nucleotide messenger RNA. RefSeq names its product CTD small phosphatase 1 (gene Ctdsp1). The record is from RefSeq and is a predicted model, not a curated record. NCBI's taxonomy places the organism in Eukaryota, Metazoa, Chordata, Mammalia, Rodentia, Cricetidae. The transcript has 7 exons. Gene Ontology annotation, molecular function: RNA polymerase II CTD heptapeptide repeat phosphatase activity. Bases 486 to 1271 code for a protein of 261 amino acids.